GAAAGAAACAGAAAAGUAAAGAAGAACAAGAAAGAAAGGGAAAAGUAAAGAAGAACAAGAAAGAAAGGGAAAAGUAAAGAAGAACAAGAAAGAAAGGGAAAAGUAAAGAAGAACAAGAAAGAAAAGGAAAGAAAGAAAGGGUUGCUGAUCAUCCCUCGCUUUUAAAGCUGACAGCUCAGCUCAGUUGUCUCCUCAAUUGAGUAAACAUUUGAUUAUCAAUGUUAGACUUUCUCGACACAAGAAAGGGUUGCUGUUCUUCUUGUUUAGUAUGACCCCACAAUCCAUUUGAUGAGAUUCUAAGUGUAGUUUUACAUCAUGAGGGGCUCGUUACCCAGUUUUACAUCAUGAGGGGCUGGUUAUUAGUUUGGAGACCCGCACUAUGAUUCUUCUACAUGCACGGUUUCUAUCACCACUCCAGCUAUAUUUGGAAGCUCAAAGAGGUUAAUUUCAUCAUGCACUCUCUACAGUGAUGAAGGUCCUGAGCCAUGGCUCCGUAAGACUAGUACUGAUGCUUGGCUUUCUACUGGCACUGGGGAGGCAAUUGAUGGGGCUGACCGGCUGAUGGUAAUCUUGAGGUGUUUGAUGUGCCCCAUUUUACCUGUGUUUUCUCCGUGGAUAAAUUUGUGUCGGGAAGGAGUCGCUGACACCUUGACCCAACAAGAUCCAUCUCUUGGUUCUUGUCUAAAAAGUUCUGGCGAGGUUUCUGGACAUGGGAAAAAGGAAGCCCUUCAGAAGAUCAAAGUAGUUGAGUUGGAAAUGCAGAGGUGGGCAGGGCAACGUAGCCGUCCUUUUCUUUUUGGAAUAUUAUCUGAUGGAACAAUUCUCUGCUACCUUGCCUACAUUUUUGAAGGUUCUGAAAAUUAUUCACCCAGCUCUAUUAAUCCUAGUAACAGUUCUGGUACCUCCAGGCUUCGAAAUUUAAGAUUAGUACGCGUUCCACUUGAAAAUUAUGCAAGGGAGGAGGUAUCGUCUGUAAAACGAUCACAGCGCAUAAUUUUUUUUAAGAAUGUUGGUGGUCUCCAGGGAGUGUUCCUUGUUGAUGUUCUGUGAACGGAUCUGAAUGAAUCACCAGCUUUGUGAUGGGCCUAUUGCUGCCUUUCCAUUCAUUAACAUUGUGAUUUCCAUUCACAAUGUUAAUUGCAAUCAUGGGUUUAUAUAUAUAACUAUGCAAGGUGCUCUAAAGAUUUGCCAUCUUCCAUCUCUACUAUCCUAUGACAACUAUUGGCCAGUUCAGAAGAAAAGAGAAAACAUAGGGUAAAGGAUGAGUUCUGUUCAUGGAGGGGCCUCAUUACUACCCUUGGGACCUCAUUAUUCUUUUUGGGCAGUCGAUUGGGAGAUAGUCUGCUCGUGCAGUUUACUUAGUGGUCUAGGAGCACCGAUGUUUUCUUCAGGGGUAGAGGAUGAGGUUGGAGAUAUUGAAAAUGACGCACCUUCUGUUAAGAGGCUGAGGAUGUCUUCUUCUGAUGCUUUGCAAGACAUGUUCAAUGGGGAAGAACUGUCCUUGUAUGGCACAUCGCCUAAUAAUGCACAUUCAGCACAGCGGACCUUCUCCUUUGCGGUGAGGGAUUCUUUGAUAAAUAUUGGCCCUUUGAAGGACUUUUCAUAUGGUUUGAGAAUAAAUGCUGACCCAAAUGCCACUGGGGUUGCUAAACAAAGUAACUACGAAUUGGUUUGCUGUUCAGGCCACGGGAAGAAUGGCGCUCUUUGUGUGCUCCAAAGGUCAAUUCGCCCAGAAGUCAUUACUCAAGUGUGCUUCUAAUUCUUUUCAUUUCUUUUUGUACAUGGAACCCCCACAUUGUGGUGCUCAGAUGUUAUAGUUAUUUAUUUUACUCUAUUAUCUCAAAAAGUCAGAAGUUUGCUGCAUCUUUAUUGGUUAUAAGCAAAAGAAGCUAAUGUUUUCAUAUCCACUUUUUUUUACAGUUUGCUUUGAAAGCAAAAAGCAAACAAAAAAUCUGCCUGUCAUAUCAACUUUCGUUUGAUUCUUUAAAUGAAGUGAACAUAUUACCAUUCUUCAAAUUUAC
Molecule: messenger RNA, 2021 nt
Organism: Cuscuta epithymum
Lineage: Eukaryota; Viridiplantae; Streptophyta; Magnoliopsida; Solanales; Convolvulaceae
Source: the annotation of a GenBank genome assembly